GAAUGCAAAAAAUCCCAACGAAAACAAAACAAGCAAAAAUGCUUGUAAAGUUUCCAAAAGGUUAAUAAUGAUUUCCUCUGGAUAUGCGAUCGUAUGGGAUUGUUUUUUUAUUUUUUAUAUUUUGCUUUUUUCUAAAAUUUCUACAAUAAGCAAUAUUAUUUUUGUAAUCAGAAAGAAGCUUUCAGUGUUAGCAAGUAUGAAGACUGUUUCUGAGCAUUGGAAACAGAUUCCUAAUGAACCUAUGAAUAUCGUUCAGCUCAACCUUCUCUGCAAGUGAGAAUAAUGAGGCAAAAGAAUAAUUGCCCAAAUUAAAGUGGGAAAACUGGGCCCUGUCCUUCAGGGGGCAGGGGUUAGCUGGGGGCCAGAGGGUUGACUUGGCCCUUAAUAUUCACAGACUGUCUUCCUGAGAAGGCCUUGCUCCAUCCUUGUCUCUAUGGAAACACAGAGAGCUCCCCACUAAUUGCAUCUUUUUAAUCUAAAAUUUGGAAUUGUGGGGAUCUGAGGUCUCUGUGGCUAGGGUCUUCGGCAGAAGGCAGGAGUGGGGCCCCCAUCCACACACCUACUCUAGGUGACCAUGGGAAUUUUGAUCCCACUCCUACUAAGCCUGAAAUGAAGGACAGAGUAUGCCCAUGAAGGCCACCAGUUGUUGGCUCUGUCCUUCACCCAGGGUCCACUGAUCCUCCUUCUCAGCUUGACUUCUAGGGACUGCUUCCCAUCUUUCUACUCUAAUAGAGCCAUCACCUUUAUUCUGUAAUUGUUUAGUGUUUAUUCCCAAUUCCCUUCUAAAUGUGUCAGCAUCGACCUAUGAGUCUUCUCUGAUGUAUCAGUGGUCAGCCGGAAGUCCAUUCUAAUUGUGUUGGUGUUGACCUGAUAGGCUGUGAUGUUAACUGCCUACCCAGAGUUCUGCUGGGAUGGCGUCUGUACUCAGCCAGAAUUCAUCUCUAAUUCUUAUCAGUGCUCAUCCAGAAAUUUGCUGGGAGUAGGGGUGGAGUGACUGUCUUGAUUUUUUUUCUCUCCUUACAUAAUUGCAAUCUCUUGAUUCCUCACCAUUUUAAUUAAAACAACUGGAAGGGACCUGGUAUAAUAGGGAUCCUGGGACUGAUCAGAGAUCUAAGAUAGGUCUGGCUGUCAGACUGACAUGACAUGGGACCUCACCAUCGCCUCUCGGGUGGUAGACUUUGGUCUUCUUCCUGGGAACACACUGAUCCCACUGUGCUGCUGGUGGUUCCCACUGGGUUCUGAACAGCGUUGGUCUAGGAGUGUUCAGGGGAGAGGUCCACGGUGUAGCUCUGGGCUUAGCACCAACAGGCAGUGCCCGAGGAGCUCCUAUGUGCCCAGCUCGGAGACUCCAUCGGGGGCCCCUUCCCCGUCACUUCUCACCGAUGCCACCACAAGCAGAAGCACUGCCCAGCGGUGCUGCCUGGUGGGGGGCUCCCAGCCACGCCGCUGCUCUUCCACCCACACACCAAGGGCUCCCAGAUCCUCAUGGACCUCAGCCACAAGGCUGUCAAGAGGCAGGCCAGCUUCUGCAACGCCAUCACCUUCAGCAACCGCCCGGUCCUCAUCUACGAGCAAGUCAGGCUGAAGAUCACCAAGAAGCAGUGCUGCUGGAGCGGGGCCCUGCGGCUGGGCUUCACCAGCAAGGACCCGUCCCGCAUCCACCCUGACUCGCUGCCCAAGUACGCCUGCCCCGACCUGGUGUCCCAGAGUGGCUUCUGGGCCAAGGCGCUGCCUGAGGAGUUUGCCAAUGAGGGCAACAUCAUCGCUUUCUGGGUGGACAAGAAGGGUCGUGUCUUCCACCGCAUCAACGACUCGGCUGUCAUGCUGUUCUUCAGCGGGGUCCGCACGGCUGACCCGCUCUGGGCCCUGGUGGACGUCUACGGCCUCACGCGGGGCGUCCAGCUGCUUGAUAGCGAGCUGGUGCUCCCAGACUGCCUGCGGCCGCGCUCCUUCACCGCCCUGCGGCGGCCGUCGCUGCGGCGCGAGGCGGACGACGCGCGCCUCUCGGUGAGCCUGUGCGACCUCAACGUGCCGGGCGCGGACAGCGACGAGGCCGCGCCGGCGGCCGGCUGCCCCAUCCCGCAGAACUCACUCAACUCGCAACACAGUCGCGCGCUGCCCGCGCAGCUAGACGGCGACCUGCGGUUCCACGCCCUGCGCGCCGGCGCGCACGUCCGCAUCCUCGACGAGCAGACGGUGGCGCGCGUGGAGCACGGGCGCGACGAGCGCGCGCUCGUCUUCACCAGCCGGCCCGUGCGCGUGGCCGAGACCAUCUUCGUCAAGGUCACGCGCUCGGGUGGCGCGAGGCCCGGCGCGCUGUCCUUCGGCGUCACCACGUGCGACCCCGGCACGCUGCGGCCGGCCGACCUGCCCUUCAGCCCUGAGGCCCUGGUGGACCGCAAGGAGUUCUGGGCCGUGUGCCGCGUGCCCGGGCCCCUGCACAGCGGCGACAUCCUGGGCCUGGUGGUCAACGCCGACGGCGAGCUGCACCUCAGCCACAAUGGCGCGGCCGCCGGCAUGCAGCUGUGCGUGGACGCCUCGCAGCCGCUCUGGAUGCUUUUCGGCCUGCACGGGACCAUCACGCAGAUCCGCAUCCUCGGCUCCACCAUCCUGGCUGAGCGUGGUAUCCCAUCACUCCCCUGCUCCCCUGCCUCCACGCCAACCUCGCCCAGUGCCCUGGGCAGCCGCCUCUCUGACCCCUUGCUCAGCACGUGCAGCUCUGGCCCUCUGGGUAGCUCUGCUGGCGGGACAGCCCCCAACUCGCCAGUGAGCCUGCCUGAGUCGCCAGUGACCCCAGGUCUGGGCCAGUGGAGCGAUGAGUGCACCAUUUGCUAUGAACACGCGGUGGACACGGUCAUCUACACAUGUGGCCACAUGUGCCUCUGCUACGCCUGUGGCCUGCGCCUCAAGAAGGCUCUGCACGCCUGCUGCCCCAUCUGCCGCCGCCCCAUCAAGGACAUCAUCAAGACCUACCGCAGCUCCUAGCCCGUUGCGGUGGCCCACCCCGCAUACCCAUCUCCUCGGGCUUCAGCCCAGCCCCAGCUGAGGAACAAGCCAGUGGGGCCCCUUCUCUUCCUCAUUUUGGAAACUUUUCCUCCUCCAUUAAACAUGGGAAACUGAGGCCCUUGAAGGUUUGGGGAGAGGGGGGUAUCAGGCAGGGAGGGGGCAGAGGCAAAUCGCCAGGCAGAGGGAGGGGAGGAGAGGAGGCCGCCCUCUCCCUGUCUCUCCCUUCUCUGCACCCAGCUCUUCUCUGCAUGCUGAGGGCAAUUGGGAUCUCAGCCUGCCCUAAUCUGUCCCCAUCUGGGGCAGGUUUCUAGGAGGUGUCUGUAGUCCAUGUGGCACCUUUGUGAGAAUUAGAAAACUUGUACCUUCCUCUGGGCAGCUGCAGCCCUGAGCCAGGGCAUGUGGCCUGGCUAGUGCAGUGUGGACUGAAUUUUAGGCUCAUUUGCCCCGUCAGCCAACUGCCCUUGAGGAGUGUACAGCCUGCUCAACCGCCCUGGGCAGGCCGCUCCUGAGCUGCUGUCUCCCUCUCUGACCUAUGCCUACUUUCUCUUUCCUCGUUCCCUGCCCAGUGGGCAUGGCAGCUGGGGGUGAGAGGCUGGUGGAUGCCUCCUGUCCUGGGCAGGCUGCAGCCUCAUGCCAUGUCUCUCCCCCGCUGCCCAAUGGGCACAUGGGCAGGCUGCAGAGGGCUCCAGGUUCUGGGCCCCUGGCUGAGAAGGGGAGGACCCUGUCCUGGCUGUAGCCUUCCUGCCCCAAUCAUCUCGCUGGAUGCCGCUGCCCAGGGGUAGCCCUUCGGUAUGGGCUGGGGAAAAGGGUUGGUCUUCUGCCACGGUCCCUGAGAACAGGUUUGCAGCUACCCUCUCAGACCUUUUCCCCACAUCUUGUGCUGUCCAGGGCCUGGGCUGAUAGAGCCUGCGGCAGGCCUGGGAUGGGCCAGGGCCCCAGGUGGGGAGGUGUGCAUUCCCUGGGCCAAGACCAGCCCUUUUCCUCAUUUUAAUUAAUUUAUUUAUUUGGUUUGUGGUUUGGGUUUUUUUUUUUUUUUUUUUUUUUGGUUUGUAGGUGAGUUCCCAUCCUCUGGGCCCCUAGAAAUACUGCCCUUGUAUAUGGGGUACCUGGGAAAGGGUACGGCUGAGGCAGUCAUCACUCAGUAUCGUCCCCCGACUCCAGCCACAAAGCUCAUACCCAGCCCUGCCAAUCAUGAAUUGGAACUCCAUGAGGAGGAGCUAAAUUUGGAGGCCUUUUGGCAAAAAGUGUCCAUUUUACAGAGAGGCAAACCGAUUCUCCUUAGUGCCGUGGGGCUGGUGGUCACCCAGAGCCAUAGAGCACCCUUCCUCCUGGGCCAGAGCUGGGUGAUCAUGGUUGACUCAGGUACGUCAGGUGGCCCAGGAGGUCCCCCGUCCAUAAGGACAUCAAACUUCCAGGAGGGCUAGUGUUCCCAGUGUGGGCCAGGAACAGGACAGGGGGACCUUGUGAUGGCAGGGCAGGGAGCCUGUUCGUAGGGAAGAUGAGGAGGCAGGGGCUGCGUCUCACACCUCCAGGUUCUCAUUCUAAGUUCUGGGGAGGGAGCGCCCCACCUGCUGAGGUUGGUCCUCUCAGCCCUGCCUGCCCUGGCCUGGGCUCUCCCAGCCUCCCAGCCCUCUGCCCCCUCAGAUGGCUUUUUGUUUUUGUUUUUUUGCAUCCAUCAGAGACUGCUCCUCUGUGUGGCAGGCAGGGCAUGGGUUUUAGUCCUGGCCACUAACCAGUUGUGUGUCCCUGGCUGAGUCGUAGCCCCCUGGAGCCCCAGCUUCUACUUCUGCAAAAUGGUUGUUUGGGGAGAGAGGGGCAGGCUUUCUGUGUGACUGUCGGGAGUUCUUCUGUGAGGGCUGCCAUGGGGUGGUGUGCCAGGACCUCAGGCUGGGCCUUUGUGGAAGUCACCAUCCCACUAUGGGUCUCCACUACCCAGUCACUGACCAUGGGAGACCCCUUUUGUGGGAGGGAGCGGGGGCUGGCUAGCGGGCCCCCCAGCCAGGGAUCCCAGAGGCUGAGGGUUGGGGAGAGGAAGCCAUCAUCUCAUUACCUCUGUCAGUGCAGGGGUGGCUGCUGCUUCCCUUGUGCACUCGGGUCGCUGUGAUUGUGAAUAAAGGUGAUUUCGUACCAGCCUGAGGGCUGUGCUGUGCGCGGAGCACUGGGGAAGGAGGGCCAGCGUGUGUGUGCACAUGUGGGGGCAGGCUGGGGUGUGGGAGGCCUGGUGUCCUGGGUACUAGGGGAGUCAUCAGGAGGUGUGGCCCUUCCCUCAGGGGUAAUUGCAGGCCUCUGAGGCUUCAAGGUGGGCUGGGACAAUCAGGGAAGACUCCCUGGAGUCAGGGGCUGGAGUGUGACUUGGGGCUAGAAUGCCAGGUGAGCCUUGUAAAUUGGGAGAGGCUACUGCAUCUGUGAGGAGCAGGGUGUGGUGGGGAAGGUGCCCUGGGAUUCCACGAGGAAGCUUGGCUUUCCGUUAAGGCUCAGCAGGGCUCAAAUCUGCUGCUUGUGGGGGGUGCGCAGUGCCACCUAGGGGCUAAUGGGAGGAUGACAAGUGGUCGACUCAGGUCAUCAGGGGCUGUGCUCUGAGCUCCCCAGGAACAAGGCUUCCACCCCUCUCCCCAGGCUCAGACCCCCACAUCUGGAGGGAGCUCAGCUGUGUUCCCACUGGUGGGUGCAGAGGCCUAUACCAAAUGGGUGGUGCCACUGAGGAGAAAAGGGAAGCCUCUGGAUAGAGUCCUUUAAAGAAGUGUUCUAGGUGCGCCGAGUGAGCCGAGUGGUGGGGAAGGCUGAGGGGAGAGGGGUGGUGGGGAGGAGGCAGCCAGACUGGCCCCAAGGUCUAGGCACAGUAUUGGAAUUGAGCUCGUUUGGCAGCGCCAGGCCUCAGAGGCGUGUGGGAUACCUACCUGCCCAUCCUAUUCCCGGGAGGAUGCUCAGGCUACCCAGCCUCUGCAUGGCCUUGCACAGCCAUGGCCUGUUCCUACCAUCAGGGCUACCCGGUCCUGCUUACUGGGGUCCAGCAAAAGCAGGAGAGGGUCAGGGGCCGUGCUAAAGGGGCAGCUAGGCCUGCUGGAUGUGGGUUCUUGGCCCCAAGAUCUGCAUCUUUCAAAGCCUUGGCCAUUGCCCAGAAAGCCUCCCAAAAUGGGGGAGAGGCUGGAGGAGCUUGACCAUGAUUCUCAGCAAGAUUGAGAGCUGGCUCAUGUCUGUAAUCCCAGCACUUUGGGAGGCUGAGGCAGAAGGACUGCUCGAGCCCAGGAGCUUGAGACCAGCCCUGGCAACAUAGCAAGAACCUGUCUCUACAAAUAAUAGAAAAAUCAUCUGGGCAUGGUGGUGCGCCUAUAGUCCCAACUACUCGGGAGGCUGAGGUGGGAGGAUUGCUUGAGUCCGGGAGGUUGAGGUUUCAGUGACCUAUGAUCAUGCUACUGCACUCCAGCCUGGGUAACAGGGUGAGACCCUGUUAAAAAAAAAAAAAAGGCAAGAGCUUACCUACCUGCCCCCACCCUCCAGUGUCCUUUCUUUCAGAGGGCCCUGGGAUCCUGGAGUCCGCCUUGCAAUUUGAGACAAUGGGACAUCUGCUAUUCAGCUGGAUGGGUUUUUUUGGUGACAGGGAGAAUUAAGAGGUGAUUCUGUUUGGUUAAAAAGGCCCAAAACUUUAUUUAGUUUUCAGGGAAAUAUAAGAUGCAUGUAAACAUAAACAAAAUACAAAACAAAACCCAAAUCUUAGUCUAGAAGCAUGCCAAGACAGAGCAUUUUCUGCAGACCAAAGAGUCCUGUCAAAGUGAUAAGGGACACCUGGAAAGUGGCAGGCCAAGGGGCUGGUCCCUUCCCCAAGGGCACUGCAUUUUUGUGAUGAGAUUAAAAACAAACCAACUCCACUAUUAAAAAUGUUAGAAACAUGGAGAUAGUUUAGCACCACCAUUGAUUCUGGAAAUAUUUCAGCACUCAAAUUGACUGCACUGAGUUUAAUGUCCUUUCUCCAGUUUCUCUGCUGAGGAGGAAAGAAGGAAAACCUGGAGGAAGGGCUCCUCCUGACCCCACAGAGCCCACUAAGAGCUGGGAGGGGAAUUCCAUGAGGAAUUCUCCAAGGUUCUGGAGCUCCAGAGACGUCCACCAGUCCCCACCCAGCCAUGCAGUCCAUAUGCUCACGCUUCAGGGAUUACUGAAGUCUGCCUUGCCCCGGAGUCACUUCCUGCAGACCUCUGAGUACCUGGCCGGGAAACCCAUUUCCCAUCCUGUGUCCUGGAUUUAAAGAAAACCUGUUGCAGAUAAUGAGUUGUAAAUUCAAGAAGGGUGGCUGUUUUGCUGUUCUCUCUCUGCAGUAAACUCAUAUGGGGAGUGUGCCUUGGUUAUAAGGCACUGCAAAACAGCAGGGUAUAUCCAUGGAUGAAUGUUCAUCAUACCCAGUCUAAUUCAUACCAGGUGGCAGGCUCAGCAAACUGAAACCACCACAGGUGUCAGAGAUACUUGAGAAUGACUGGUACCAACAGGAUGACAAAGGAGGUUGCCUUCCUCCCAGAUGUGCCCAAUAGAGUCUGAACCCUGGUUCUAAUUUGUGGAGGUGGGUCCCUACUGUAUGACCCAUUGUGGUCACUGGUCUUUGAGCUAUACAACUUGAGAGGCUAGCUUUGGAUUGGACAGUCAAAGGGAAGUGGGCAAAACCAGCUGAGAACCGGGAGCUGGAUGCAUGUAUUCUGGAAUCAGGGCCUGCAAACUCCAAGAUUGGUUUGUGGCUGGUGACUUCCCCUCUCUGCUAAGUAAAUCAGUGACCAUUCAUUGAGAACCGAUGGGGACCCAGCAUGUGGUCCAAUGAGUGGCAGUUUUUUUCUAGCCAGCUUCUGUGGCCAAAUUUGGAGGACUUUCCAACCUGCUCUGGCUGGACCCUUGGGUGUUGAAUCACUAAAUUCCCUUUCUACCUGCUCUGUUCUUCCUGAAACACUCAGAGCUGACUUCUUCCUUCUUUCUAAUCAACAAAGACAAAACUCCAAACCCCUUUUCAGCCUUCACACAACAUUUCUUUCUAGAAGACAUCCUCUUCUGGAAGCCGCCUUUCCUAGUGAAGGGCAGUAGGCCCCAGCUACCCCAAACAUGCACACGCUCUUCUCACCAACGUGCCUCUCACUUGCCUCUAACGUGCUCGAGCCUUCCUUUUGCUCUAAAUAAUUCUUCCUCCCUCCCUCCCUUUUUCUCUUUCACCUCUUGAGGUUCAGCUUAUUGGCCAGGAUGGAACUGGGAGCAAGGCAGGGACCUUCAGUGCAGGGAUCCCCAUUCUCUAAGGCCACUGAGUUCUAGGACUGCAGUAGGAGAGGGUGUUGAUUGUCAAGGUUAAUUGCAAACUUGAGAUUUUAAAAAGACAGGAUUGGGGAAGGGGGAUUGCGUGCUAAUCCCAACCUUAUAGACAGGCUGGGAUCAAGGCCUUGGAAGGUAGAGCCCUCCACCCAGUCUGUAAGCACCAGUGUGCCCACCUUAUGGCCUGGGGACCCAGGUUUGCAGGAGAGAAGUUAACAGUGGGGCUGUUUUUCCCCAAAGCUGUGGGUCACACUCCUGUCUUCUCACUGGCUCUGAUCAUGCACCUCGGGAACCACAGAGACAUGAGACUGCACCAAACAGGGAUGAUGAUUUAGCCAGAAACUCAUGAAGGUCUAGCAGAGCCCGCCACACUUCCCAGGAAGUGUUCAGUCUGGCCCUGCAGUUGGGACUAAACUUAUAUGCACCUGCAGGUCUUGUUGGGUGCACCAAGAGCAAGUUCUCACCCCGACCACCUGACCCACCCUCUGAAACAAGGAUGAAGGGACUGGCAGCUUUUAUGAUAAGGGGCUUCUCAUACCCAUGGCAUGGCUGAGGGGUGGGAGUCAGCCUGCUCGAUGACACAUCUGUAGGGGUGACCUAACUGAACCAACCCAGUGUUUGCAUACCCAGUGGCAUCUCUUUUGCACAUCUUCAUUUUGGAGCCUGGGAUGACUGCCUAGGCCGCUUAUGCUAGACCUGUUAAUGCCAGUGUGAAAUUUCCAACUACUUAAUAAAAUAACUACAAAAAGAAAAAAAAAAAAGACACAUUGCACUCUCCAGCCAGAAUGAUGUGUGUGAAUGACACACACACUUGCUGCCAGAAGCCGUGAGUCCCUUGGGACCUGCCCAUUGCCAAGGACUUGUUCAAUGGAGACAGCUUUGCCUGGUUUUUUUCUUUUUUUCUCUAACCCCAUGUUAUUUAGUUCAAGUGGGAUGUUACCAACACUUGCGUACACACACAUGCAUUCGUACACCACGCACGCACGCACACACGCACACAUUCUCAACACAUGGCCCUCAAAAAAGUGAGGGAAUCUUAAUUAUUUAGCAAUGUGGACAGUUCUCUUCCCAGAGAGCUCUGCAUUGAGAUUCUCAAAGACUGAAUAUCUAGAUGGAUAUAAGCCAAGGGAGAGUCCCGCACAGGGCACAGUCCCACUCCGGGGCACAGAGAUCCGUGUCUGUGCAGAAAUUCACCAAAUGGGGGUUGGAGCAGCAAGCAUACAGUACUGGAGGUGGAGGGAACAAGCCACACGGAUGUCCCUGUCACCUUGAGGGGCAGAGCUCUGAGGCUCAAACCCAGAGGAAACUUCCCAUUCUGCUGCUUUCUCUACCGGUGCUGAGGAAGGAGGCCACAUUGGUACUUGUUGUGGGAAGUUCUGUCUGCAGAGAAACUUGAAUAGACCCCCGACUCUUCCUGGAGCAGAAUUUGUACGGACUGUCUGGGUGCGGAGCACAGGCAGGGCUCACUCCUCAGGCUGAAGUCGCUGAGAUGAAUGGACAGCCCAGGCUGCCCAUUGGUGUCUCACUAGGGUGUGCACGGAUCAAGGUUCUCACAUCCCCCGCAAGAUUUGGUGACUUCUAGGCUUCCUGCCUAGAAACUGAACUGAGGGCACCCAGUUUUAGAAAGAUUCAAACGUACACCAGAAGGAUCACAGCCCAAACAUCAGGACACUGGGGUGAGAGAGGGCUGCUGGGAGUCAUUUUUAGGCCAGGUCUGAGCAGCUGGCUGCACCACAACAGAAAUCAAAACAAGGAACAGUUCCUGAGGGCCUGACUCUGCUCCAGGGCUGGGGCCCCAGAGGUCAAGGGCCCCAUGCCUGAAUCCCUUUCUGCUGGGUGGAUCUGGCAGGGACCCCAUCAUCUUCCCAAGGAAGGGGGAGAGGAGAACGUUACCAGAUCAAACUCCACCGACCCACCCACCUGUUCCACAGCUAGGAUUCCUUCAGCAGCUCGCUCCCUGCCUCUUGCUGCCUGAGCACCACUGGUAUUCCCUCCAUUGUCCCCAAUGAGCCCUGGCAUCCAUCUUGGUAAUAUUGCACUUUUCCUGUCUCUCAGAUUGUUUCCAUUUUUGAUUGAGAAUGCAAGGUAUUUGGAGGGGGUAGGGGAAGUGAGUAACCUUAAAGAAAUAAUAUAUUAGUUAAAUACAAUAACAGGAAAAAAUAGGGGUUAUUUUUAUCUUUUUCCCCUUAAAAACAAAAACUACCAAAUCAAGGUCUAAACUUAAAUAGUCCUAUAUCUAUUCUGCAAACACUAGUAAUAGGAAAAUAAUGCCUGACUGAAAUUCCCUUGUCUUUUUUCCUUAGAUGAUAAAAGUAGUAACAUGCCUUGCUGGGGAAAGCAAUGGAUAUAAAUGCCUGUAAAAUAUGCUGCUCUAACAUCUGAAAGUGAUUACAAUGAUUCUAUAUAAUGCCUUCGUCAAGAUGGAAAAUCAAGGAGGAAGAAAGAGAAACCUUUGGGGCCAGGCUGGGGGUAGACGGGGCUGAGGCCUGGCAAGACAGCCGGUCUACAGCCACUGGAUGUAGGGGAAACCCACAGGGCGUGGGGCACACCUGCUGCUCCGGGUUGCCCCUUUCCAGCUCUCUCUCACUGCCCCCAGAGUCCCAUGGCCUGGUGAGAAUAGUGAGGAGAAGAGAGGCAACACAGCCAGGCCUGCUGUCACAAAGAGGGAUGAGGUGGGAGGAGAUGACGUUUCCCCCCCCUGAAAUACAAGAAAAAGGUCUUGAAAUGGAAAGGAAAACAAAGCACCAAAUGCUGCAUCUUCGGGCAUUAUAUGAACCUCAAUAAUGACCUCAGAAGGGCUCAUUAUGGUUAAAGUUGCAGUAUACAGCAAUACAGUGUCAUUUCACAUUUUCAAUCGCAACUCAUGGGAAACUAGGUUUGGACACUGCGGAGAUUUUGUUUUUCUUUUUCCUUUUUUAGUCCGAUCUGGUUUUCCUCCAGAUGGGUCAGAGCCCUAGGCCCCCUCCCUCCUCUGCCUGCUGCCGGCAGUAUCCUUCAGCAUCACAAAGCAGCUCAGUAGCUCUAGGGAAAGGCCCUCUUGCCCUGGCUAGGGCUAGGAGUCCAGGGGCACAAGGCCUGGUAUCCCCUGGCCAUGUCUGAGAAGGACUGGCAUGCACCCUUCUUGCUUCAAGUAUUAAUAUUCUCUUUGGGUUUGCAGCGUUUAUGCUGUGAGUUAGGGGGUGAGGGGGCGAGGUGCGAAGACUGGGGCAUGGCAAUCCCUGUUCACUGCCCAAAUCUACAUGCUGUCACCAGGUGGCAGCACUCCCCACUUUUCCUGGAUGCCUGAGCAACUCCCAGCCAUCCUUGGGGCUGGAUGUCACAAUGUAAACAUGACCACACAAUAAACUAUAAUGGCGGUGAAGAGGAGCACGGAAUUAAUGUAGUGGGGAGAUCUGCCAUUAACUAGCUGUGGGAUUUUGGAAAAGUCAUUUCCUGUCCUUGGGCCGCAGUAAAAGGAAGGGAUGGGAUAGAGUGACCUCUGAGGUCUCUUUCAGUUCUGCCUUUUAAUGACUAUCACUUACAGCACUGGGGAUCAAGGAGAGGAGGUCCUUGGGGGAGCUGGGAGGAUGUGGGGGGCAGUGCAGGUGGUGGGGAAGGGCAGGAAAGGCAGGCUUUGGGGAGCACUGUGGUCCAGUCCAACUGAGAUGCUCUGUGCUCGGCAGACACGCUCUGCACUCCCUCCUGGCCUGGCUGGCGCACUAGUGACUGAACUGGCUCAGUGCAGACAUCUGAGGAGCGAGGCUGCAGGGCCCUCCCCCUGGAAGAUAGCUACAUUGAAGGUUCUUUACCUGACAGUCACUCUACUUUUAAAUUUUAUUUUAAAUAGUCAUAAAUUACUUUUUUUCUCUUAAUAAAUAUGUGCUGUUUAAAAAUGAGAAAAGUAUAUACUGCAUCUUUAAGUAAUGCACUUUGCUCUCUGGGUUUUUUCCAUUCUACCUUAUUUAAAGU
Molecule: messenger RNA, 12231 nt
Organism: Chlorocebus sabaeus (green monkey)
Lineage: Eukaryota; Metazoa; Chordata; Mammalia; Primates; Cercopithecidae
Source: RefSeq, a predicted model, not a curated record